CAAAAACGGAGGAAUACCUCUAUCGCGAUUCAGUAUAAAAGUUGAAUUUUUUCGAGGGAAGGAUUAAGUUUGUUGACUGGGUCGAACGAAGACAACGUUGAGAAAAUGUUCAAGUUUGUGUUAUUGUCUGCUUGCGUUUGUGUAGCCGUGGCGGCGCCUAAGCCAGGGUAUCUUGGAGGUUAUGCUGUCCCUGCUGCUACCAGCUAUAGCUCGAGGGUGGAUGUCCACACCCCAGUCAUCAAAACUUAUGCAGCUCCUGCUCUAUUGGCUGCCCCCGUAUACUCGAAGGCCAUAGUGGCAGCCCCAGCAGUCAGCUAUCACUCCGCCCCUGUGAUCUCAGGAUACGGAUUAGGACACGGAUUGGGACACGGAUUAGGACACGGAUUGGGACACGACUUGUCCUACGCUGGAUACGGAUACGGCGGUGGCCAUGAGAUCGGUUUGGGACACGGUUACGGAUCGGGACAUGGUUAUGGAUUGGGACAUGGUUAUGGUCUGGGAUUGGGACACAGCUCAGGUUAUGGAUACGGACACGGAUGGUGAAAUGGUCGAUCGACCAGUUGAAUAUUGUGGCCAAAAGAUGUUCGAUACUUUUUGUAUAUUACGAAAAUGUAUAUAUUAUUAUAUUUUGUACACCUGAAAAGAUAAGACAAUUAAACUCAUGAAACUUCAGUAUACUGAACAA
Messenger RNA from Phaedon cochleariae (mustard beetle), 685 nucleotides. Lineage: Eukaryota; Metazoa; Arthropoda; Insecta; Coleoptera; Chrysomelidae. The record is from the annotation of a GenBank genome assembly.